Molecule: messenger RNA, 4988 nt
Organism: Callorhinus ursinus (northern fur seal)
Lineage: Eukaryota; Metazoa; Chordata; Mammalia; Carnivora; Otariidae
Gene: HERC3
Product: HECT and RLD domain containing E3 ubiquitin protein ligase 3
Cellular component (GO): cytoplasm
Molecular function (GO): ubiquitin-protein transferase activity
Source: RefSeq, a predicted model, not a curated record
CGGGGGUGUCAGGAGCUGGGACGUUCGGGGGCAGGUGGCACUUUGAGUCAUUUGUAAACGUGUGGAGUGGGCAAACCGGGACAACUGACAGAGAAGAGCAUGUGUAACCUGAAACAGAUGAGCCAGGGAGCGCGAUGAGCAGCACCUGAAGCAACUGUGCAGUGAUUCUGGGUCUUCAAGGUGAGGGAAAACCAUUCUGGCUUCUAGUCCAUAUGCCAAGGGUGUGACCUGUGAACUCUCUUCUAGGCUACAUGACUCCCUGAAGGAUCAGAACAAUGUUAUGUUGGGGAUAUUGGUCUCUGGGCCAACCUGGGAUCAGCACCAACCUGCAAGGGAUUGUGGCUGAGCCACAGGUGUGUGGAUUCAUAUCCGAUAGAAGCGUCAAGGAAGUGGCCUGUGGAGGAAACCACUCCGUAUUCCUUCUGGAGGAUGGGGAAGUUUACACCUGCGGUUUGAACACCAAGGGGCAGCUGGGCCACGAGAGGGAAGGAAAUAAGCCAGAGCAAAUUGGAGCUUUGGCAGAUCAGCACAUUGUCCAUGUGGCAUGUGGCGAGUCGCACAGCCUGGCCCUCAGUGACCGGGGCCAGCUGUUUUCUUGGGGUGCAGGGAGUGAUGGUCAACUAGGACUCAUGACUACUGAGGAUUCGGUGGCAGUGCCCAGGUUAAUACAAAAGCUGAACCAGCAGACGAUAUUACAAGUUUCCUGUGGCAACUGGCAUUGCUUGGCUCUUGCAGCUGGUAAUAUAACAUUGAAAUAUGGUCAGUUCUUCACAUGGGGAAAGAACAGCCAUGGGCAGCUGGGCCUGGGGAAGGAGUUCCCCUCCCAAGCCAGCCCGCAGCGGGUGAGGUCCCUGGAGGGCAUCCCCCUGGCUCAGGUGGCUGCAGGAGGAGCUCACAGCUUUGCCUUGUCUCUCUCAGGAGCAGUUUUUGGCUGGGGGAUGAAUAAUGCAGGGCAGCUAGGGCUCAGUGAUGAAGAAGAUCGAGAGUCUCCUUGCCACGUGAAACUCUUACGAACACAAAAAGUCGUCUAUAUUAGUUGUGGAGAAGAACACACAGCAGUCCUCACAAAGAGUGGAGGUGUGUUUACCUUUGGUGCGGGUUCCUGUGGGCAACUUGGACAUGAUUCCAUGAAUGAUGAGGUUAAUCCAAGAAGAGUUCUGGAGCUGAUGGGCAGUGAAGUAACUCAGAUUGCUUGUGGCAGACAACACACCCUAGCCUUCGUGCCUUCUUCUGGACUCAUCUAUGCAUUUGGUUGUGGAGCAAGAGGUCAAUUAGGAACGGGACACACUUGUAACGUUAAAUGCCCAUCCCCUGUGAAAGGUUACUGGGCCGCUCAUAGUGGCCAGCUUUCAGCCAGAGCCGAUCGCUUUAAAUAUCAUAUUGUUAAGCAGAUAUUCUCUGGAGGAGACCAAACUUUUGUACUUUGCUCCAAAUAUGAGAAUUCUUCCCCUGCUGUUGACUUCAGGACGAUGAACCAAGCACAUUACACCAGUUUAAUAAAUGAUGAAACCAUAGCAGUUUGGAGACAAAAACUCUCAGAACACAGCAAUGCAAAUACAAUCAAUGGUGUUGUUCAGAUCUUAUCUUCUGCAGCCUGUUGGAAUGGAAGUUUUCUUGAAAAAAAAAUUGAUGAACAUUUUAAAACAAGUCCCAAAAUCCCUGGGAUUGACCUGAAUUCAACGAGAGUGUUAUUUGAGAAGUUAAUGAGCUCUCAACACUCCAUGAUUCUAGAACAGAUCUUGAACAGCUUUGAGAGUUGCCUGAUUCCUCAGUUGUCCAGUUCACCACCAGAUGUCGAAGCCAUGAGAAUCUAUUUAAUACUUCCCGAAUUCCCACUGCUCCAGGAUUCCAAGUAUUACAUAACGUUGACUAUUCCCCUGGCCAUGGCCAUUCUGCGGCUGGAUACAAACCCCAGCAAAGUAUUAGAUAACUGGUGGUCUCAGGUAUGCCCAAAAUAUUUCAUGAAGCUGGUAAACCUCUAUAAAGGUGCAGUCGUUUAUCUACUGAGAGGAAGAAAGACAUUCUUAAUUCCUGUACUGUUUAACAAUUAUAUUACAGCAGCUCUCAAGCUCCUGGAGAAGUUAUAUAAGGUAAAUCUCAAAGUGAAGCAUGUGGAAUAUGAUACAUUUUACAUUCCUGAGAUUUCCAGUCUUGUGGACAUUCAGGAAGACUACCUCAUGUGGUUCUUGCAUCAAGCAGGCAUGAUUCAUCACCAACAUUUCCCUGUAGUGUUUUUGGAGAAGGCUAGACCAUCUAUAAUACAGGAUACUGUCACACUUUGUUCCUACCCUUUCAUCUUUGAUGCCCAAGCCAAGACCAAAAUGUUACAGACCGAUGCUGAACUACAGAUGCAGGUGGCGGUCAAUGGAGCUAACCUGCAGAAUGUCUUCAUGCUUCUCACCUUGGAGCCUCUGCUGGCCAGAAGCCCCUUCCUGGUCCUUCACGUUCGCAGGAAUAAUCUUGUUGGAGAUGCCCUAAGAGAGCUGAGCAUUCAUUCUGAUAUUGAUUUGAAAAAGCCUCUCAAAGUAAUCUUUGAUGGUGAAGAAGCAGUGGAUGCUGGUGGUGUCACAAAGGAGUUCUUUCUUUUACUGUUAAAAGAACUUUUGAAUCCUAUCUACGGAAUGUUUACCUACUAUCAGGAUUCAAAUCUCUUGUGGUUUUCAGAUACGUGUUUUGUAGAGCACAACUGGUUUCACUUGAUUGGCAUAACCUGUGGACUAGCCAUCUACAACUCCACUGUGGUCGAUCUCCACUUCCCGUUGGCUCUCUAUAAGAAAUUACUGAACGUGAAGCCUGGCUUGGAAGACCUGAAGGAGCUCUCACCCACUGAAGGAAGGAGUCUUCAAGAACUUUUAGAUUACACUGGCGAAGAUAUUGAGGAUACUUUCUGCCUCAAUUUCACGAUUUGUCGAGAGAGCUAUGGAGUGAUUGAACAGAAGAAGCUGAUACCUGGGGGGGACAAAGUAACUGUGCGCAAGGAUAACAGGCAGGAGUUCGUGGAUGCUUACGUGAAUUACGUCUUCCAGAUCUCAGUUCACGAAUGGUAUACCGCCUUCUCCAGUGGCUUCCUAAAGGUGUGUGGUGGCAAGGUGCUUGAGCUCUUCCAGCCUUCCGAACUGCGGGCUAUGAUGGUGGGGAACAGCAACUACAACUGGCAGGAACUGGAAGAGACUGCCAUCUACAAGGGUGAUUACUCAGCCACACAUCCCACUGUGAAACUAUUUUGGGAAACAUUUCAUGAGUUUCCAUUGGAAAAGAAGAAGAAGUUUCUCUUGUUCCUGACGGGCAGCGACCGCAUUCCCAUCUACGGCAUGGCGAGCCUGCAGAUCGUCAUCCAGUCCACGACCAGCGGGGAGGAGUACCUGCCCGUGGCCCACACUUGUUACAACCUUCUCGAUCUCCCCAAAUACAGCAGCAAAGAGAUCCUGAGCACUCGGCUGACCCAGGCCCUUGACAACUAUGAAGGGUUUAGUUUAGCUUGAGGCGCCCCAGCGUGCCCCAGAUUUCCCUCCCUUCCUCAGUGUCCACAUGGAGGCCCAUACAGAAAACCAUGGGGAAGGGAGUUCUAUUUUUUUAUUGUCUAAGUGGGUUGGGACUUUUGAAUCCUGAACCUGGUUGAUGUGUUUCUGGGCUUGUGAGCAGUAGGCAACCUUUUUGAAAAAUUAGGGGUUGGGGACGGGGGUGAAAAAUUGGCAUUUUUGUUUUUAAACCAAAUUACCUAGUAGUGUUCCUGGCACUUGUGAAUAUGUUGCACUCUGCUGGAGAAAAUGGCAGUGGGUUUUUAACCUCUCAUUUCCCAAAUGUCUCUCUCAACCUUGCUGUUUGCUCACAGUGCUUCCUGUCCUCCUCAUUCCUCUGCAAGAAUGAUUUUGACUGAUGCGUCCUUGCUUACGUGCACGUGCGGGACGGCUCCUCUCUCUGCAGACUUGGACAUGCUCCUGGCUUGUUGCAGCCCUACUCUAAGGACUGAGGAGGCAAGGACUACUUUAGAAAGUCCCAGGUCUAGCAAGCUGAAUCUCGGUCCAUUAUUUUGGCUGAACUCUGGAGAAUUAAGGGGGGCCUUUAUGAACACAUCUUGCUUUAAAAAGAAGUUGUCGAGGGACUAGCAAUCUCCCCUUGGCUCUGCCUAUUCCUGGACCUACUUAAAGAUGUGCAGAGCAGCUUAGCAUUGCAGCUGAGCCGAAUUUUGUUUUGUUGUUCAGCCAAGUCCCUUCGACAAUAAGGUGAGGUGAUAGACCCCCACUCCUUCGGUUAUCUCGCUUUUGGAGCAAGUUGCAUUAAUUUUUUUAAGAGUGUCUUCUCCAAGGAAAGUAGAAAUAAUAAAUUUCUUGUCCUCUUUCCCUAUCAAUUUAUGCCCUCUGCCUCUUUCUCUUUCCUUCCUCUCCUUCCCUUUCUCUCUUACUCACUUCAUCCCAUUGUUACCUGAUUUAAUGCUCCCUUCCUCUUCUAGUGGAUGCAUGCAGUCUAUUUUUUUAAUUUCUAUUUAAAUUGCAAAGUUUCUAUUUUUUUUUUCCUUUUCCCUAAUUGCUAACACUUAAGGACAUUCUUUACUAUGGGACUUUUGUUUAUUGCAUUUGAAAUGUUUGUUUACAGUGGGAUUUCAGGGGGGAUUGUGUUUAGAGCAAAUAUAUGUAUCAAAAAUAACGACAUGCUCAACCUUCUUCAUCAUGGGAUAAGAAAAUUCUACAUGAUCAAAGAAUCCAUGUCAGCCUAAUUUUAAAUUCCUAGUUAGUCACUAGAGGAAAGACUUAUUUAUAUAAAAUGAAGUAUUUAUGAACCGUGAUACAGCAUCAGAUCUCAAUGAAGGAUGUAGAUUUUUGCUUUUUUUUUUGUUUUUAAAACUUAUUUCAAUUGCUAAAUUGGUAGUUUUUUCAGUCUUUAUAAUACAAGAUUAAAAAAGAUAUACAGUUAUAUGAAAUGUUUAUUUUCUAUGUGUGUGCAUAUAGUUCAAUAUAAUGCAAUAAAUUUGGUGUUUUAACUUAAAACUA